This is a messenger RNA of Symbiodinium pilosum, 258 nucleotides long. Lineage: Eukaryota; Dinophyceae; Suessiales; Symbiodiniaceae. The record is from the annotation of a GenBank genome assembly.
AUGGCGUGGUGGCCGGGUAGUGUGCCUCUUCACGUGGAAGGCAUGUCCAGGACUUCGCAGUGCCGGCCGGUACAUGGUGGGUAUCCUCAGCCGGCGCACUGGUCUGCUUGGCCUUGGUCUACAGAGUUUUCAGCUGCUGAGAGUGCAAGCUGUAAGCUCGAGCUGAUGCAGGAGGAGGUCUUGGGACCUACCAAGCGAGCCUGGCUGGAUGCCUGCGAAGAAGUUGUCGCUACCGCCAAACGUGUCUGCAUCAAGCAG